AUGGCGGAGCCCUCCCAGGCCUUCAAUGGCCCCCGACGGCAACAAACCUUCCCGCGACAGCCAGAGGAACUACACAUCCCUGCGGCGAGCAGCUCAUUAGCUUCCAAUGGUCCUCGACCAGGCCAGAAUCAAUUUCCUUCUGCCCCUGAUUAUGGUGCGCCGUCAAUCAAUAUUCAACCUUCCCAAUUCUCCAGUCAUGCGAAUAACAACACCACUUCACUCCCGGGAGCAUUGCAACCGGGACCCGGAAACCGACCAGGUCUUCCCAAUACUACUGGCCCGCCAGCGAUACAAAUGCUACCGCACCUGGCUACCCAACCUCUCUCACCAAACACUCCUUCAAAAUCUGGCCAACAACAAGCUUUCUCCAGAUCCAGUCCGUCCGCAUUUGAUCAACCGAAAUUCAACCAAGUAGGGAGCACGCCGGAUAAUGGAAAGUACAUUUCGCCAACGACAGGCACUUAUGCCACACAGACUCCGCAGGCGCCGUCUCCAUACUCGCCUUUAGGAUUGGCUGAUAUCAGACCCCAUAUUGAUUCUGCAAUGUCGGAAGACACAAGCAGCACGGUGACAGGAGGUAAUAAUGGCGAUGCGCCAUAUUCCACAAACAGCAAUCACAUUGCCCCAUGGGCAGUAUACGCCUUGGACUGGUGUAAAUGGCCUCCUCCUCCAGGAGGAUCAUCGUUCGGAAAAAUCGCUAUAGGAAGCUAUCUUGAAGACAGUCACAACUAUAUUCAAAUUCUAAGCGCGCAGCGUGCUUCUUUAGAUGCCCCGGAAUCCUCUGACGGAAACCCGGGUUUGGAUUUUAUAAAGACUGCGGAAGCCACACAUUCGUACCCGGUGACCAGAAUAUUAUGGGAGCCACCCUCGUCUCAAAAGCAAUCAACCGAUCUAUUGGCGACUUCGGGUGAUCAUUUGCGGCUUUGGUCACUGCCGGCGGACUCGCACUCACAAUCUUACAUGAGUAACUCCAUCAAUCGAUCCAGCAAGUCGAGAAAUCAGCCCAUACAAAAGCUUUCACCUCUCGCCCUUCUUUCCAAUUCUAAAUCACCGGAACACACUGCUCCAAUAACAUCAUUGGACUGGAAUGUUGUAUCUCCAAGCCUAAUUAUCACUUCCAGCAUCGACACGACAUGUACUAUAUGGGAUAUUCCUACGCUAACAGCUAAGACGCAACUGAUUGCUCAUGAUAAAGAAGUCUAUGAUGUCAGAUUCUGUGCCAAUAGUGUUGAUGUGUUUGUUAGCUGUGGUGCGGAUGGGAGUGUUCGGAUGUUUGACCUGCGGAGCCUGGAGCACAGCACGAUUAUCUAUGAACCGUCCGAGAAGAAUGAGAAGUGGAAUCUUACACCACCCUCUCACAACGCCCCUUGGCCCCCGCCAUUAUUACGGAUAGCUGCCUCCCCCCAUGAUGCCCAUCUCCUUGGCACCUUCUCCCAAGACUCCAACGUAAUCCGCAUACUUGACGUACGACAACCCGGCCAAGCCCUUCUCGAAUUAAAAGGCCACGCAGGCCCGAUAAAUUGUAUCGAAUGGUCUCCCACUCGACGUGGCACCAUCGCCUCAGGUGCAGACGACGCUCUCGUUUUAAUCUGGGAUCUUAUCAAUCAAAGCAACGCCGCAACCGUACCACCCGCUCCACCUCACCCGAAUCAUAGCAGCACCCCCAAUGCGCCCACUACUGUUGAGCGUGGGCCGGCUGCCGCUUGGCAAUGCGAAUAUGAGGUUUCGAACAUUAGCUGGGCACCGCAUGCGAGUGGUGGCAUGGCCGGGGCUCCAAGGGGUUGGCAGGGAUUGGGUAGGGCAUAG
Messenger RNA from Histoplasma mississippiense, 1806 nucleotides. RefSeq lists its product as hypothetical. Gene Ontology annotation, molecular function: protein binding. The transcript has 5 exons. Lineage: Eukaryota; Fungi; Ascomycota; Eurotiomycetes; Onygenales; Ajellomycetaceae. The coding region runs from base 1 to 1806 and encodes 601 amino acids. Gene Ontology annotation, cellular component: nucleus. The record is from RefSeq and is a predicted model, not a curated record.